AUGAUCGCUCCAUCGAACAAUGACAACGACUGCGAACUCCAAGAGUUCUUCAAAGUUAUUUGGCUUGAUGAUCAAGUAGGAAAAAAUGAAGAAGCUUUGGAAUUACAAUCGAAAUUGCAAUCUUCAUUAUUUCAUUGUUCAGUUUUAAUCGCAUUUGAAGACGCAAAAGAAUGCGAAGAAUACUUACGACAAUAUGAUGAUGACGAGAAAAUUGUCUGGAUUGUUUCUAGAAAUUUAGGUCAAACAUGUAUCCCUAAUGUUCACGAUUUAUUAGCAAUUUCUGUCAUUUAUGUCUAUCGUUUUGACAAAAAAGUACACGAAGUGUGGGCGCGACAGUACAAAAAAAUACUAGCAGUCACCUAUGAUGUGACUGAAUUAUUUCCCAAAUUAUCGCUACAUGGACGAAUGCAAGACCGUCUGUUGUGUUCAUUCUCUGAUUUUACCGCAGAUGAGCAGUCAUCAACAAAACUUAAUGUUGAAUUCAUGUAUUCUCAACUGAUUGUUGACAUUUUGAUGCAAAUAACACCAUUAUCAACAGAUCAAAAACAAUUUAUUGAGAUGUGUAAAAAUGAAUACCGCAAUGAUAAAUGUGCAUUAAGUCGAAUUGAUGAAUUCGUUUUGAAAUAUGAACCGAAGUAUGCUUCUUGGUGGUACACAUGUGAUUCAUUUGUUUAUCGUCUAUUAAACAAAGCAUUUCGUUUAAAAGACAUCGAUAUGUUAUUUCUCUUUCGCUUUUUUAUUCGAGACUUGUAUGAACAGUUACAAGAACUCUCUUACUCAGGUGAACCAGAGAAUGUUCUGCGUGUCUACCGAGGACAAUCGUUAAAACCAGAUGAAUUCGAACGUCUCAACUCAUCUAUUGGUGGGUUUAUUUCACUGAAUAGUUUUAUCUCUACCAGUCGUCAUCGUACAUUGGCCGAGGUAUAUGCUGGCCCAACAGGAGUUUUAUUUGAAAUUGAAUGUCAUUCACUUCAUCUCUCCUCUAAGGAAGCAACAAAGAGACCAUUUGGUGACAUAUCAUCAAUGAGUAGCUUUGGCGACACAGAAGCAGAAGUGUUGUUUAUGCCUGGUUCAGUAUUUCGGCUUGAUGAUAUCAAGAGCGAUAAUAGCAAUAUCUCGGUUAUUAAAUUAAUAUUAAUUGCAAAUGAUGCAACUAAUUAUCCAUUGAAACAACUCCAUCAAUAUAUGCAAAAUCAUCUGCUCCAUGAAGAGAAUAAUUGGGCAAAACUAAUAGGACUCGGAACACUGUUGAAAGAAAUGGGUAAGAGAGAUAAAGCUGGACAAUAUUAUCGAAAAUUAUUAGAUUUCAGUAGUGAAAAGGAAAAUGUCACUGAUUAUGUUCGACAUGCGAUGGACAUGCAUGACAACGAAGAACCGAAUGAUGAGCAACUGAAUUGUUUUUUGAAAGAAUUAGUUAAAUUUCGUCAAAACUUUCCUGAGAAUGAUCGAAAUAUUAUUAAUUGUCACGGUUUAAUUGCUGAAACAUACCGCCGACGAAACAAUAUGCAAUUGGCAUUCGAGCAUUGUCAAAUUUCUCUUCUUCUGGCACUCGAUAACGGUAAUUAUCCUUUGCUAAUCGCUGCACGCUAUCAAGCCCUUGGUUUUUUGUAUGAUGCACAAGGAAAUGAUGCUCAAUUAGCUCUUGAGAAUCAUCGUCAUUCCCUGGCCAUUCGAGAGAAUUAUUUACCUAAAUAUCAUGCUGACUUAGCUGAUGCAUACAAAUAUGUUGCCUUGGUUUAUCAUCGAAUGAAAGCCUACCAGGAGUCAUUAAACUAUGACAAAAAAACACUCGAAAUUCAAAUGCAUUGUCUAACUCACUCUCAUCAUGACCUUGCAUUCACCUAUUGGAGGAUCGGAUCUUGUUACAAUUUAUUGAAACAGUAUCAACAAGCAAAACAAUACUAUCAGCAAGCUUUCACAAUUUUUCAGAAAAGCCCUGCCAGAGUUAAUGAAACGUUAAUUCAGAUGGAAAGAAUCAUGCAAAAUAAUGAAAAACUUUUGCUGGUCGAUUAG
Didymodactylos carnosus is the source of this 2013-nucleotide messenger RNA. The record is from the annotation of a GenBank genome assembly. NCBI's taxonomy places the organism in Eukaryota, Metazoa, Rotifera, Eurotatoria, Philodinida, Philodinidae.